AGAUCAUUGAUUGUUGUCGCGUGAUUGUAUAAAACUAAAAAGAAAAAAAUAUUUCAGCUACGGGAAUGAAGAAGAUCUAAUCCAUUUCAUCGUCGAAGAAUAUCGACACUCUCUCGAAGAAUAUCUAAAGUAUCUUUUAUUGGCGUUAAAAUUCUAAUGGCACGGACUUAAUAAUUCAGAGCGAGCUAUCGGAUCGUAGGUAUCGCAGAAUUGUUAGCUAAGAUCGAUGUGAAACGGGAACAAGUCAAUCUCCAGAUUUGCUAAAACGGAGACUGAAUUCUACAUAAUAUCCGAACAUAAUAUCUGUACUUUCGUAAAGAAUUUUAACGAUUUUACCAAGCUGUGCUAUUACAUUUUUCCGUAAAAUUCGCAGAGUCAAGUAAUACGAUCUAAUAUUUCUUAAAAUUCUAUGUUUCUUCCAAACUCUACUUUCCCUGCAUUCUACGAGUUAAAAAAGAAAAUCCGAUGCUCGUUCCGUUAGGUGAUUUUCGUACGAUGCAGGUACGAAAUAGUUUUACUUUUCGCGACUGUUGAAUUAUCUCUAAUUAAAAGAAUAAACUGUAAGUACGCACUUCGAUACUGACCAUCGUUGUGGCAAUCAGCUACAAUUUAAUGGUAUUUUUCAAGGAGCUUCGACUAUUGUCCAUCGUUCGGGUCGUCUUCGUGUCUUGUUGUUGUUGGUCAAGUAAAAAUUUAUCCGAGACGUUUGCAUUCCAAAGAUUCAACGUUACGUUUGUAGCUUACAAAUGAUAAGGAGUUCAAGACAAGGAAUUGGGAUAGGGAAGAGAUUAUUCAGAGUUUAUUCAAAGUUUCAUUGUUAGAUUCAGGCAUAUGCGAAUAACGUUUGACAAUCGUUUUAAUCUUAAUUAAAAUAUAAUCUCUGGUACGAACAAGUAUAGAAGUUUUCUUCGAUCUCGUUGUACGUUCUUGGAUAUUUCCAUAUUGUAUACUUCGCAGGCUUAGAAAGUGUGGCAAGAAACUGCAAAGUGUAAGUCGAUACCUAAGUUACACAAACUUAUAAAAUAUUCGCAUAUGUCUACUCUCUUCAUAGAUGAUAGAUUUAUCAAUACCUCCAAAGGCCCAUGUACGAUGGAAGAUGUAGUUAGUAACCCAGUAAUAAUGUAGUAUCCUCGACCAAUUAAGAGAAACGUGGUCCUCUAAGAUCAACGCUUCGUGUGAUUCUCUCGUACCUUAUUAUAUUUAUUAUUACUAUCGCAUAAAAAGUAUUGUUAUUAAUACAAUUACUAUCAAUCUCAUUACUUGUCUUCUAUCAAAUUGAAGCAAGGUAUGUAUUGCGUUCACACACAUGAGAAAUCGCUGAGCGCACAUUCGAGAUAUUCUAAAUAUUACGCGUACAAAUAUAAUCGAAUUUGUUGAAUUUCUCAAGUUUAUUAAAAUACCUAUAUUAUAUUUGAGAAGACAUGAUCCGAGAAUGUUAUCACGUGGACACAAAGAAAUUGAUUCGACGUUUAUACCUUGGAUCAUUUUAAUGAUGUGCGAUUUAAAUCAGCGCGUCCUAUUACGAAUGUUUGUUAUAUCAGUUUCAAAUUAGGAAUCAAUUUUUUUACAAAUUGGUAGAUCGUGUAUGCAUAACUUAUGUACUUACGUUUAUACGUGUAUGUGUAUGGCUGUUCGACCCGAAAUACCUUCGUAUUAUUUCCUUAACCAUUAUGUUAUUGAAACAAUAAUGAUACUGUUUCAAGAUUCAAUGUACCUCGAAACCUAUCUUCUUCAGUUGGAGGUAUUAAACAAUUUGUAUUUAAUAAAAUUAUAUUUUAAUUCAUUUUCAUUGUACAUAUUGAAGGUAUGAUAAUUGCGCGUUAAAAUAAGAUUGGUACUAAUCAUUUCUCUUUUAAUUAAUGUUAUAAAAUUGUACAAAAUAAAGAUAAUUAUAAUUACAGAAUACAAUCCUUUUCGCGAAAACGAAUUUUCGAUAUCUUCAAAUAUUCUUUUCUACAUUCUCGCAUUUUUAAUUGUUUGUCUUGGAAUAUAAUCCUAUCAUCCUGGAAUAAUAUAACGUAAUAUAAAUAAAUUACUAAAUUUAUAUAAUUUUGUCCUGGGUGGCAUGAUAUAUGAUUCUUGACUUCUCCAAUUACAAGCACUCAAUCUUUUAUAGUACAGUAAUCCUCUAUCAGCGGCGCUGCAGUGUUAUAACUUGUGUAUAGGACAUGUAAUUCCGUUAAUCAUUAGUAUAGUUUGUUUCUUGUAUUUAAAGUUGAAUUAGAAUAAUCGUUAUCGAUGCUUCAAUUUGAUAAGCGAAAAAGAAUGUUCUGAGCUGUGUGUUUCGUGUGUUUUACACUUUCAACACUGUACAACGCACUCUAAAAAGAUUUCCAAUGCAACAUUGAACAUGUUAUAUAGUAUACUGUGUAACAAUUAUUCAUUUUUCAAUUGUAAUGUUAGUAGUUGCAGUUAUUUCGAUUUCUAAAAAUGUAUCUUCAAUGAAAUUUUAAAUAAUUCGAUAUACUGAAAUUUAUACAAGAAAAAGAUGGUACGAAUAAAGUGGUCUUUAACCAAAGCGCCUAAUGUUCUUAAACUUAACUUAAAACAAAAAUGGUGGCGUUUUCAAGUCAUUAUAAAAUCUUUGUUUUAUAAUGAAUUUUUAAAUUGGAGUUAUGUUUGUGACAUACUUCUAGAACCAAUGUUCUGGUUUGUAGAAAAUUUUACUGCUUGUUUAGGACCGGUAUUUGUAGUAAUGGUAAGCCUUUUAACUGCAAGUAUCGUGUACAUUGCAUAUUACAUUGGUCUACCAUAUUGGUGGGAAAAGAGUCCAUUGAUGACAAUAAUCCUCUUAGUGAUUGGAAAUUGGUUAUUAGUAAAUGUAUGUUUUCAUUAUUAUAUGGGAGUAAAUGUCCCAGCUGGUUAUCCACCGGAAGGUGGUCUUAUACCAGAGGCUGUGAGUAUCUGUAAGAAAUGUAUUAAACCAAAACCACCCAGAACACAUCAUUGCUCUGUAUGCAACAAAUGUAUUCUUAAGAUGGAUCAUCACUGUCCAUGGUUAAACAAUUGUGUUGGUCAUCAUAAUCAUAGAUACUUUUUUCAAUACAUGGUUUUUACAGUACUUGGUAUUUUAUUCAUAAUGUUAUUUGGUGUAGAAAUAGCAUAUCAAGAAUUCUUUCCAGCGCAAGAACCGGAAUUAGAUGGUCAUCCAGUACGCAUUAAUAAUUCUGAAAUAAUUCCUGUGUCUGAAUCACUAGAUCAUCUAAGUGAAGAGGAAUUAGCUGAAAUAGCUAAACAAGCUGCAGAUACAAGCAUUAAAGAAUGGAACCGUCGACUUAUAGUUUUUGCAGCGCUAAUUUGCGUGGCUACAUUUGCAGCAUUAGGAGCUUUAACAUGGUGGCACGCGGGUCUCAUUACUAGGGGAGAAACAAGUAUAGAAGCACGUAUAAAUAGCACAGAAACACAAAAGUAUAAAGCACUUGGUAAAAUAUAUCAAAAUCCAUAUAAUUUUGGACCAAGACAAAAUUGGAAGCUGUUUCUAGGUAUAAUUGGAAGAAGUUGGUGGCAUAUACUUUUUCCAUCUAAUCAUGGACCAUAUGGAGAUGGUCUCACAUGGAAGACCAUUCACGAUACAAAAAUAUCUUGAGUAUAAUUUUCAUGCCUAAUAAUGGCAGAAGUUACACUUAUUAUUUACAGUCACCCUGAAGUCAUUCUUACAAAUUAAAAAAUCUUCUAGUCAAUCUAUAUUACAACUAUAUAGUACUAUGUGCACAUGUUUCAAACAAUAUUAAUAUAAUCUGAAAAUAUUAAUGUCAUCAUAAAAAUAACACUCACUUUGUGCAUUAAUAAGAUUAUUUGAUAUGUACAUACAUUGAUAGAUAACACUUUUAUCAAACAUUACUACACUUUUAAAAAUUAUUAUCAAAUGUAUUUUUAACUUUUAAUCUUUAAAUCAGUCGAAAUGUUGCUGGAAAAAUAAACAAUUUUUUAUCUUUGCAAA
Messenger RNA from Bombus pyrosoma, 3940 nucleotides. Its product is annotated as palmitoyltransferase ZDHHC16A. Gene Ontology annotation, cellular component: Golgi apparatus. Gene Ontology annotation, molecular function: palmitoyltransferase activity. The coding region runs from base 2489 to 3586 and encodes 365 amino acids. The transcript is spliced from 6 exons. The record is from RefSeq and is a predicted model, not a curated record. Gene Ontology annotation, biological process: protein palmitoylation. NCBI's taxonomy places the organism in Eukaryota, Metazoa, Arthropoda, Insecta, Hymenoptera, Apidae.